UUAAAAGUGUCGUUUCCCUUGCGUCACUACUACAGGCGUGACACGGCGGGGAGAGCUGAGUUUACAGUCAGGGCACGGAGUGAAAACACGCACACUGACACCCCUCAAACAGACGAACACACGCGCUUACAGGAGGGGGUUUGACAGGAUAAUGGCGUCUGUGAGUGUGGUGGGGCAGCAGCCGGGUCCGCAGUUCUUCGGGCAGCUCGGUGGCAGAAAGAAAACCAUCCUGCCGAGGAAAAAGUCCUGGGAGAUGUUCAGGAGAAGCUCAGGGAGCGGGGAGGAAGAUGUGUCUGUCACUGCUGGAGGAGACACAGGGACGGUGGUGAGAGGAGGAAUGAUGCCCGGUGAAGGAUGCGGGGCUCCGUCCGCCCAUUCUGCGCCACGUAGCCCGGAGCAGCAGCGGGACAGCGGCGCGGGCACCGCCGCUGGGGCACGGCAAAGUCACAACGGGCACAUCACCGGCGACUGCAGCAGCAACAGCUACAUGGACUGUCACGCCAAGCACACCGCCCGCGGGGGUCGGAGGAGCUCCUCGCUGAAGGGACCGGGCACUAAUGUCAUACCGAGCGAAUCGCUGGCGAGUGGACAUAAAAGAUUGCACCGGCAUCGGAGCGCGACGCAGGCAGACUCUGUGAACGGAGACGGCGGACGUCAGAGCAUCUCCUUGCGGCAUUCAGCGCCAGGGAAAAGCGGCGGUCUUCCACUGGAGCGGGUUACGCAGGGCAGAACCGGAGUGGUGAAGCUGGCUCGUCCCGAACCUCACCGCAUGGAGGCCUGGUCCAUCUUCUCUCAGGGGACGGACCCCCGGGUGAAGACGGAAAGGGGUGAAGGACACCGUUUCGAGGCCAAGCCCGUUAAGCAGGACUGGUGUGACGCGUGUAGCCGGCAGGUCACUGUGGAGGCACUCAAAUGUCAAAACUGCAGCUACACAUGUCACCUGGAGUGUAAAAGUAAAGUACAGAUUGACUGCAACAAGAGGGACAGAGAGCCCAAGGAAGCUCCUUCUCCCAGACGGCACAGCUCCUCCACAGCCUCUCAGUUCAGGCAGAAUGCAGCAAAGGAAGAAGAGAAGGGAGCGACAAAAGACCUAUCAGUGGAAGAAGUGCGGGCCAGGAUUGAAGCGUAUAACGCUCAAGUCACAGAAAAUGGAAUGAAAUUGGCUUCAGACGGCUCAUACACAGGCUUCAUUAAAGUCCACCUGAGGCUCAAUCGACCAGUCACCGUCCAUGGCGUGGACCCGUCAGCCUCAGACGGUGCGUCCAAGCAGGUCAGCGACCGCCUCCAAGCUCCGCCGAAGGAGCAGGAAGCUACAGACUCUGAGCAUUCAGAGACGAGAACGUCCUUCUAUCUACCAAGCGACAGUGUGAAGCAGCUCCACAUCAGCUCUCAAACCACCACAGGAGAGGUCAUCAAGGGCUUGCUGAAGAAGUUCAUGGUGUUGGACGAUCCACGCAAGUUUGCGUUGUACAGGCAGACGCACCGCGACGGACAGGACCUCUUCCAGAAGCUUCCUCUCUCUGACCACCCUCUUCUUCUAAGGUUGAUUGCGGGACCAGAUCCAGAGCAGCUCAGCUUUGUGCUUAAGGAAAAUCAGACCGGAGAAGUAGAGUGGCAUGCAUUCUCUGUCCCCGAGCUUCAAAACUUCCUGGUCAUCCUUCAGAAAGAGGAGGCGGAGCGCAUUAGAGCAGUGGAGCAAAAAUACACUGUUUACCGAAAGAAACUACAGCAGGCCCUUCAACAACAUACCCCCUGACCCCCGUCACACAUAACGUCAUGGCUUUAACCCAGGGAGAGACUGACCCUUUGAACUCCGACACCUUCGAGAUCUAUUCGCAGAGCAGAGCCCGAACUAGCUUUUCUUGGAGCUCCAGAUAUACACGCGGACGUGCACACAUGUUCACACGUGGUUGCAUAGCCUUUCUCAGGACGCAUAUGAGCCCCUCUCACCGCCACCACAACCCCUCAUACGUCGCCUCCUUGUGAAGGGGAUCGGGAGUCGAAAGCGUUGUAAAAAGCUACAGAGUGUGUGUUGUCUUCUAGCUGAUGGGACAAAUAGUGCCAAGGACGCUUGCACACACACACACAUACACACAGAAAGAUCUGUACUGUAACUCAACUCGAGUUGAGACUGAUAGAUUUUCAUAAUAAGUGGUGUUUGUAAAGAUUCCCUCUUCUUCUGCUACCGCUGCUGCUGCUGCUGCUACUGCAAGUGUUACUUAUGCAUGAGUCUGAGCUCAUCUUCCCUGCACAUAGACUUAGGAUUAGAACAGUAGGCAUGAUUACUUUUUUUCUGCAUCAUGCAGGGAUGGAAGGACAAUCAUACUGUGUUGUUCCUGGAAAUGAUAUAUCAGUUAUCAGCAGAUGUGCUAUUUUAUCUCUCUGGAGUUCUAAGGGAGGUAUUUAGGGUGGGAGUUGAAGUACUGGCAACCCGUGCUUCUCCUUAGAAAAUGUUUUCUUAAGGAGUUUCGAAAUCUCAGAACGGGUAUAAGAAAGCGAGAUCCAUUCUGGGCUUUUUCUCAGGGAGCAUGAAUUGGGAACAGAGAAAAGCUAAAGGAGGAAAAAGAUAGCCCUGUUCCACGUAGAACAAGCUCGUUUUAGCCCCUGCUUAUCUGUUCUUAUUUGCUAAAUUCAGUCAGUGCUUCUUCAGCCACACCCAGUUGGCACCCUUCUCCAUGCUCCUGCAAAACAUACACAUAAUCCAGACAUGUUCCAAGAUGAUAACUGUCAUAUAAUUUCCAUUUCCCCUCUCACUUUAAUCGCAAUCAAACUUGCAUGAAUUCCACUUGCAAACUGCAUGAACCCCACCUGCGGAGAAAAGCCUGCCGAGGGAGGUGAACCACAAACCUUUAUCGACACACUUUAUGUACACUGAUGGAGUUGUAUAUUAAAUGUUACAGGACUUUGAUGCCAAAGCUUAGAGAGGGGGCACAUCUGCCGAGAGUGAUUAAAGCGAUUACAGACAAAAGUUUGUUCAAUUAAAGGUGGUGUAUGUGAGGAAAACUGAUUCUGUUUUGCACAUUUACAGUAGACGCAGGUUAAUGAUGGUCCAAACAUCUGGGGCUGGGCAUGCGUUUAGGUUUUCUUGAAUCUACCUGCCUUCCAACCUAAAAAAAAAAAGAGGAAAUAAUAAUAUAUAAAUUUCAUGAACAUGGCUAUGAUGUACCAAUGAUGUGUUUGCAAUGCAUAUGAAUUAUGUAGACACUGGAAAAAGAGUGACAAGGUUUAACUUAACUGUUGAAAUGAACAUUUUUAGGUAUCAUUCCUGCUGGUUGGUUUGUGUGUGUGUGCGUCUGUGUGCGCGUGUGUCUGCACUCUCAUUUAGGGCAGUGAGGAUCAUGUGAAUAGUGUUUUAAAAUGAGUGUGUCUGUCAACAGCGCUCCAUCAUUGGGCCUCACUUACAAAGAUGUGCAUUUAGUGCACGUAUAAUGUAACGGAUCCUAACUGCACAUUAGCUGGCUGCUAAAACAUCUGGAGUGCAUGCAUCACAGAAAACAUUCAACCUUGAGAAGUUCUUAUGCUUCUUCAUUUAGUGCAUAAAAGUACUGAUACACGAGGCCUGUUGUCCAUGAGCACAUGCGUCCCUCUGUACUGUUUGUGUGUUUGUUUUUUCUUACUUUUAACGCCACCACCCAAAGCCUGAGCUGUUCCUGCUGGCAGUGCCUUUUUUUUCUUGUGCCCCUGUGUAUCUAUGUACUGUGUUUCAGCACACAGGUGCCCGAGUUAAAUGUAUGGGUGCUUUCGCAUGUGUGCAAACCUGUGUCCCUCGGGUGGUGCUGUUUCUCUCAUUUUUCUUUCUG
This is a messenger RNA of Pundamilia nyererei, 3800 nucleotides long. It is a transcript of the gene rassf5, whose product is annotated as Ras association domain family member 5. NCBI's taxonomy places the organism in Eukaryota, Metazoa, Chordata, Actinopteri, Cichliformes, Cichlidae. Gene Ontology annotation, cellular component: nucleus. The record is from RefSeq and is a predicted model, not a curated record. The coding region runs from base 152 to 1756 and encodes 534 amino acids. Gene Ontology annotation, biological process: signal transduction. The transcript has 6 exons.